Molecule: messenger RNA, 3158 nt
Organism: Syzygium oleosum
Lineage: Eukaryota; Viridiplantae; Streptophyta; Magnoliopsida; Myrtales; Myrtaceae
Product: protein FAR1-RELATED SEQUENCE 5-like
Exons: 2
Coding region: 517-2562 (681 amino acids)
Biological process (GO): regulation of DNA-templated transcription
Molecular function (GO): zinc ion binding
Source: RefSeq, a predicted model, not a curated record
UGCUACAUCUUUCUUGCUGGAGGGUUUGCCGCCAGUAGAAUCCUUGAUAUCUAUGAGUCAUCGUGUUUUUUUAUUUUUAUUUUUUAAAUGUGUAGAUUUGGCAAGUUCACCACAGACAUUGCAAUAGGCUUUUGCUUCCAAAUAUGUGAUCGUGCUUCAGAAAUGCCAACUUUUGUGAAUGCAAAGACCUAGAAUUACACUCGAUAGACUGGAAUUAUGACAUGCUUCAUUACACUCAUUUCAAAUUAUGAUUGAAAUAUGCACACUUCACAAUCUUUUACGGUCACUAACUUACAUUUGUACAAAUUUUGGACAGAUUAUUCCGAGUACUUUGCUGCUAGCUCGAUUUGUUCUCGGGAAAAAUGGGUAUGACUCAUCUUCUUAGCAUUAAAGUUUGUUUUCACUUUAUCUGCCUUCUUUAAAUGAUUAGAAAUUUUCUUUUAAAAAUUUGUAGAGGCUACAGGGGAUAAUAUCAUUGUGCAUAAUGUCGAUAAAGAAUUUGAAUUUAGAAUUGGCAUGAUAUUUGCUAACGGGGACGAAGCAUGUAAGACAUACACUGCAUAUGCAAUUUCCAAGAGGUUUGGAGUGAGAAGAGGACAAAAGGCAAACAAUAGAAAAGGAAUAUCGCGAACAUGCACAUUUCUUUGUAAUUGUGAAGGACACUCUCUACCAAUCCUACCUCAUGAACAAAGAUAUGUUUAUAGGACAGUAAAGAGAACUGGAUGUCAAGCUUGCAUAAGAUUCAAAAUUGAAAAUGGAGUUUGGAUGGUCGACAAGUUUAAGGAUGAUCAUAAUCAUCCUUUCAUUGACGAUAAUCAGAAACACUUAAUAAGAUCAUACAGGCACAUGACAGAUACUAAUAAAAGCAUUUUGACUUCUAUGGCUGGAGCUAGUAUAAGGGCUACGAAAGUGUACUCCUACCUAAGUGGUGAAGCGGGAGGACAAGAGAAUAUUGGCUUCACUUUACGUGAUUGUCAAAAUUUCUUACAAUCGAAGAGAAGGGAUUUGAUUAGUACGGGUGAUUGUCAAAGUCUCAUUAACCAUUUUAAUUACUUACAAUCAAAUGGAAGCAAUUUUUCAUAUACAUUUCAACUGGAUGAGGAACAAAGAUUGACCAAUUUUUUUUGGUCUGAUGGUGUAUCCAAGCUAGACUAUGAAAGUUUUGGAGAUGUGGUGGUAUUUGAUACAACUUACCGUAUAAAUAAGUACAAUAUGAUAUGUGCACCUUUCGUUGGCUUGAAUCAUCAUUGGAAGAAUGUUCUCUUUGGUUGUGCAUUUUUAUUGGAUGAAACUAUUGCUUCUUUUGUUUGGGCAUUUCAAUCCUUUUUAGAGGCAAUGGGUAAUAAAGCACCCAAGACUAUUUUCACCGAUCAAGAUCAAGCCAUGGCGAAUGCCAUUAAGACUGUUCUUCCGAAUACUAAUCAUUGUUUAUGUGUAUGGCACAUUGCGAAAAAUGCUACGCAUCAUAUUGGGCAUCUUCUUAGAAAUCCGAGUUUUCGUGAUAACUAUUGGCAUGAGUUUUUGUAUCGUUGUGAAUAUGAAUUUGAAAUGGAGAAUGUUUGGAAAGCUAUGUGUCAAGAAUGGAGCUUGGGGGAUCACAAGUGGUUAAAUAACAUGUACCAGCUACAUCAUAAAUGGUGUCCUGCAUUUGGCCAAGAUAUUUUUUCUGCAGGAAUUAGAUCCACACAAAGAAGUGAGAGCACAAAUAACGUCUUUCAAGAUAUGGCAUGCAAGACCAUGACUUUGUCUGAAUUUGUCAAUCAUUAUGAGAAGCAAGCAGAAAAAAUGUGCAACUUUGAAGUUGUUGAUGAUUUUGAGUGUGCUCGAGGAGAGCCGCGGAUUAUGGUUGAAAAUAGUGGAAUUUUGAAACAUGUUGCAAAUUUAUACACUCAUGUCAUUUAUCGAAAAUUCCAGGAUGAGUUCUUGCAUGCUUUGUCUGUGGGUGUUUGUAGAUCGGAAAUUGAUGAGCCAGUGCACACUUAUAUCGUGGCAACUGAAAGUAGUGAAAGGAGGCAUGUUGUUUGUUUUAGUUCAAGUGAUUUAACCAUUACAUGUAGUUGCAAGUUAUUUGAAAUGCGAAGAUGGUUGUGUAGGCAUACUUUAUGCAUCUUGAGACAUGUAAAUGUUACGAGCAUUCCUUCACAAUACAUUCUGAAGAGGUGGACAAAAGCUGCAAAACAAGGGACUUAUUGUGAUGUUGGACAAAGCUCUCAUGCUGUGGUAAAGUCAAAAACAUUAUGCUUGAAGAGAUUGAUGCAAUUGGCUUUCAGUGUCAUGAAUAUUAGUGCAAACGAUGAUGUUUCGGAGGAGCUCGCAACUACAACCUUGCUGCGUCUUCGCUCCCAUAUCACAAACAAAAUGCAAUCUUCGACAGGUAAUGAUCAUAUUAAUUUCUUGGUGGAAAGAGAUGAAGCUAAAGAUGUAGAAAACUAUGAAAUUCAAAUACUUGAUCCCCUUCGGAGAAGACCAAAAGGUGUACCAAACACUCGGUUGAAGGGCGCUAGUGAAAAGCGAAAGAGAAAACCAUCUUCAUGCGCAGGAGGCACCUCACACAAGGAUUGACCUUCGGCGAUCAUUCACUACGAUGGGUAGAUAGCGAAUUUGGUGACUGGUUAUCCUCCAGUUCUGAUUAAAAGCAUUAACAGCUCUUUAAAACCUCGGAUUAGGUUUUUGAUUGAUAUAAUGGGGAGACAACUCGAUGAAGCUGCUGAUUAUCCCGACUUCUUUCCCCAUAGUUUGAAAAAAGACUUGAGCAACGUUACAAAUUUUUUAGCCAAAGGAACAUCGGCUGUAGCAUGAGCGAGAUGCUGGAUUGUGAUCAAAAGAAGUUAUUAUUUAAGUUCGGUUUGAAUGGAGGAUUCACCUGAGUUAAUAGUUACAUCUUUUGUUCAUUCUUACAAAUUUUUUGUAGAAUAGCUUUAGCUGUUAUUCUGUAUCCCUGAUGCUUGAGGUGAAGUCAUCUUGUAUGUGGUUCUAGUCAAACAAUUUAGAUGCCGAGUGAAAUGAUCCUUUUGGCAAAUUCAGCCCAAAAUUUGUGUUGUUUUCUCCAUAUGUGAGAUGAAAUGAAUGCUCAUUUGAAUGCAUUGGUACACUUUGAAGCUCACGGAUCCAUUGGCUAGCCAAGCCAAGUGAAUGCGAUUGCCAAGUCUAUAAUUCUA